CCUCCAUCAUGCCCGCCGACCGCACCAGCGGCAGCAGCACGCCGCGCUCCAGCCGCGCCGCAAGGCUCACCGCCGCCGGCUGCUCCUCCGCCAGCGUCGCCGCAGCCGCUCGCGCUGUCGGCUCCUCCUCCUCCGCCUCUAGCUCCUCAUCAGCGCGCGCCUCUCCUCUCGCACCUCUGCCCGCCAACAUCGGCCUCGAGCCGCGCGUCUCGGUGGACCGCAACGUACGCAAGCCCUCGCCGGCACAGUCACCUGCGCCAAGCGAGGCGUCGACUGCUGCGUCGGCGUCGCGCAAGCUGAGCGAACGGCUCGAGCUCCUCAAGAAGCGCGGCAACGAAGCAUUCGAGCGCAAGAGCUACGCUGAGGCGUAUCUGUACUACACUGCCUGCAUUCACGAAGCGCCCGUGCCCGACGGCUCCUUCCAUCUGAAUCGCGCCCUGCUCGCCUCCCGCUGCCACCUGUGGGAGCAAGCGCUCUACGACGCGCGUCGGGCAUUCGAGGCGCUCGUGGAGGCGGCAAAGUGCAGCGGCCUCAGCAAGGCAGAGAUGGCGCAUGCGGGAAGCUCAUACUUCAAGCAGUGGCAGCAUCGGUGCGCCAAGGCUCAACUGCGUGAAGCAGAGGCGCUAUAUGCUCUCGGUCGCGAUCCUCGUCCGCCGCUGCAGGCAUGCAUCAAGCUGCACCCCAGCGAGCAGGCACAGACGCUGCUUGCGCAAGUCGAUGCUCUUUGCGCCGGCUCAUCCGACAAGCCCAAGUUCGGUCUGCAAGUCGACGAUUACCUCGCGCUGCCGUGGCAGCUCGUGGCGUGCUACGGCGCACGUGGCCUCUUUCCCAGCGAGGAGGAGUACGAGGCGCGUCUGGAGGCUGUGAAGCGAGAGUUCCGCGAGGGCAGCUCCGAGUGAGAGAUGGGCGACACACUGUAUACCACGAGGCGAUCGACAUUGAG
This is a messenger RNA of Tilletiopsis washingtonensis, 943 nucleotides long. RefSeq lists its product as hypothetical. The record is from RefSeq and is a predicted model, not a curated record. Bases 9 to 899 code for a protein of 296 amino acids. Gene Ontology annotation, molecular function: protein binding. The transcript is spliced from 4 exons. Lineage: Eukaryota; Fungi; Basidiomycota; Exobasidiomycetes; Entylomatales.